Phasianus colchicus (ring-necked pheasant) is the source of this 1687-nucleotide messenger RNA. Its product is annotated as monocarboxylate transporter 2-like. The record is from RefSeq and is a predicted model, not a curated record. Gene Ontology annotation, cellular component: basolateral plasma membrane. NCBI's taxonomy places the organism in Eukaryota, Metazoa, Chordata, Aves, Galliformes, Phasianidae. Gene Ontology annotation, molecular function: monocarboxylic acid transmembrane transporter activity. Gene Ontology annotation, biological process: monocarboxylic acid transport; transmembrane transport.
AUGCCGCCCCACAGCGAUGCGGGGCCAGUCGCCGGCCCCCCGGAUGGUGGCUGGGGCUGGGUGGUGGUCUUCGGGGCUUUCAUUUCUAUCGGCUUUGCAUACGCCUUCCCCAAAGGCAUAGCCAUCUUCUACAAAGAAAUCCAGGAUUUCUUUGGCACGUCCUAUAGCGAGAUCGCGUGGGUCUCCUCCAUCAUGCUGGCCACGACGUACGGCGCAGGUCCCAUUAGCAGCAUUUUAGUGAACCGCUAUGGCAGCCGACCUGUGGUUAUCCUCGGAGGCCUGCUGUGUGGCAUUGGGAUGGUCUCAGCUGCCUUCUGCACCAGCAUUGUGCAGCUCUACAUCUGCGUGGGCUUCAUUACAGGACUGGGACUCGCUCUCAACCUUCAGCCAUCAGUGAUAAUCAUAGGGAGAUACUUUUUGAAGAGAAGACCUAUCGCCAAUGGCCUUGCUAUGGCAGGGAGCCCUGUCAUGCUUUGCACCUUGGCUCCUCUCAACCAGUUCCUUUUUGACAAUUAUGGCUGGAGAGGCAGCUUUUUAAUUCUUGGGGCAAUUUUAUUACACUGCUGUGUUGCUGGAGCUCUCUUCAGACCCAUCAGUGCAGACAAAGUCUCAGUCAAAACCCAGUCGAUUGAGGAAGGGAAGGAGGUCCUGAAAGAAGAAGUCACUAAGGAUGCCAUAGAAAUGAACAGUCCCACUAACAUCCAUAUGGAGACCAAAACAGAAGAGGAGGAAGAAAGGGACUGUUGUGAAAAAGUCAAUAAGUACCUUGAUUUUUCCCUCUUUAAGCACAGAGGGUUCUUGAUUUACCUGAUUGGAAAUGUGCUCAUGUUCCUGGGCUUCUUUGCCCCCAUUGUUUUUCUGGCACCCUAUGCAAAGCACAUUGGCAUUGAUGAAUAUUCAGCUGCUUUCCUCCUUUCAAUUCUUGCUAUUGUGGAUAUGGUUGCCAGGCCGACCACUGGCAUCAUUGCAAACAGCAAGUGGGUGAGGCCACGGAUUCAAUACUUCUUCAGCUUCUCCAUUGCUUUCAAUGGCACUUGCCAUCUUCUGUGCCCACUGGCUUCUGGCUACACAGGGCUCGUCAUUUACUCUGUCUUUUUUGGCUUGGCCUUCGGCAUGGUUUGUGCCAUGCUUUUUGAAACCCUCAUGGACCUCGUGGGAGCUUCCCGCUUCACAAGCGCUGUUGGCUUGGUCACCAUAGCGGAGUGCUGCACAAUAUUGCUGGGACCACCCAUCGGAGGAACACUUAUCGAUACUUUUGGGGACUAUAAAUAUAUGUUCAUUAAAUGUGGGGCUGUGAUGGUCCUGGCAGGAACAUUCCUGUUCAUCAUGAACUACUAUAAUUACCGUAUGCUUGCCAAGGAAGAGAAGAAAAGAAAGGCAAAAGAAGAGGAUACUAAGCCUGUAAGGACAGAAAACGAAGGCAGAAAUAACUGGAACAAAGAACACGUACAGGAUGGACCUGAGUUGGAACCUCUGAGAGAGGAACAAGAAGGACUAAAGAAAGAAGCAAAUGGCACAAAUGAAGUUUAAACCUGUUCUCUUGUCUGGACAGGGAAUUACCUCCACGUUGCUUAUGUUGGCACUAGCUGUGAAAUCACAUCAGAUUUUCUAAAUUUUGCCCUGUACUUUGCCAUGUGUUUUCUUUGUCUUAAGAGAAGACUAGAACAGAAACAAAUUUAGUUUCUUA